Prorocentrum cordatum is the source of this 3087-nucleotide messenger RNA. The record is from the annotation of a GenBank genome assembly. Lineage: Eukaryota; Dinophyceae; Prorocentrales; Prorocentraceae.
AUGGACGCCUCUGCCGCUGCUCGGGCCCUGCGCGCUGGCAUCGCAGAAGCCCCGCCUCCAGCGGAGCCACCUCCAGUGGCGGCGUUCCCCAACGGAGUCAUCGCAUGCCCCCUAUGCCGCGAGCGAUCCUUCGAGACUGGGCCAGGGCUCAUGCGCCAUUUGACCACGAUGCACGCGGGCGAGGCGCUUGAUGACGGGGCGGUUGCUGUGCUCCGCGCUCUUGACAGAGCGGUGUGCUCGGACCCCGCAUGUGGAGGCAUACGGCGAAUCGGCAUGACGACGUGCAACAGGUGCAGACACUCGACGCCGUUACGGCCGAUGCAGGUUGGCGAUAUCAUUCCAGGCCCUCGAGGCGGGGCCCUCGUCCCAGCGCAGCCGCCGUCCCAAGAACCAGCCUCGCAAGGCAACCUUCGGAGAGACCCCGAGGACGUGGUGCUGGGAGUUGAUUUCGCUGACCGCGUCAGGACCCUCAGGGGCACCACGCAGACGCACAUCCCAGUCGCCUUGCGCGCCCGCCACGCCCGCAUCUGGGCAGCCACUCUCGAAGGCGCCGCCGCGGGGUUACCAGGCUGGACGGCUUUGGAAGAGGCUCGGUCACGGCUACUUUUGCUUGACCCCCCCGCUGGCACGCACGUGCCGACAGAGCUGGCCGCCCGGGCCGCCCUUUGGGAGCGUGGAUGCUAUGAGGAACUGCUCUGCCGCGCCGAGGCUCAGGCCAUCCUUCGACGACGGCCUGUGAACCGACGUGGACCUGGAGCCGAGGCACGCGCGACGGCUGCCAAGCGGCGCCGCGGCAAACGCUUGUGCGCCGAGGGGGCGUACCGAAGAGCUGUCCUCACGCUCACUGGGGAGACCGCCAAACUCACGCCAGCAGACGAGGCCAGAUGGGCGGCCGAGCUUGCGCCGCAAGCUCCCCAGCCAGCUGCCGCUCGCUGGGUGCCCCAGCCGGCGGCUGCACCCGCCGACGGCGUCGCCGCGCCGCCGGGGCCGGGGGGCCCCGUGCUGCCGAGCGACCCGAACGACGCUGCAUCCCAGGACCCGCUGCGGGACGAUGCUGAGGCGCGGUGGCUUACGCGCACUCGCUUGGUCUUCCUGAAGAAGAAGGGAUCCGACAAGCCUAGGCCAGUUCGAGUCGGCGAGUUCCUGCGAGCAGCAAUGGCCAAGAAGGUCCAGAAGAGAGCGGCUCCGAAACUCCGAGCUGCUUUCGCGGCUUCUCGGCAGUGGGGCGUCGAAAUGCUUGGCGGCUGCGAAGCUCUCGUGCAUUGGAGGUCCUUGGUGGAGGCGGAAGCCGUGGCGGGGCAUAUUCCCCCAGUUGUGGCGUUCGAUUUAGAUUUGGCGAACAUGUUCGGCACCAUCCUGCGGGAGCGUAUUCGGGAAGCGCUGCGUCGCCACUUCCCCGAGGCCCUCCACUGGACGCAGUGGGUCCACGCAGACGACGAGCUCAUGGACCUCCCCCAGGGCGGCGUGGCACACACCGACAGAGGGUCUGGCCAAGGGGACGUAUUCGGACCCGCCGCCUCUGCUCUCACACUCGGCGACGCAGUAGGUUCAGCCCGCGACGAACUCCAAAGGCAGGCGGGCGGGCGCAUCGGCGCCGUGGAUGAAUGGUUCAUCGAUGAUGGGCAGGCUUUCGUCCGCGUCGAGGUCGCAGAGAGGUGGCUGCGGCGCAUUGACCAAGCGAUCGCUAGCAUUGGGUGCAGCAGGGAUACUGGGCCCAACUGCAAAAGCGUCGCGCGACUUCUGUGCCACCCAGACCGCCGGGAUCAGCUGAAUGGUUGGGAGCAGGGAUACAUCGCCCAAACGUGCAAGGUCCCCGACAGCCAGCGCGGCGUCAAGGUUCUGGGUGCCAUGGUCGGAAGCAGCGAAGAGGUGAACCAACAUUUCCGGCGCACAUGCAAUAAGGUGGCUGCUCAGAGGGCGGGGAUUGGGGGCCUGGAGCAAUCCCAGUGCGAGCUCGUGCUCCAUCGCCGCUGCUUCGACGUCUCUAAGGUCGGCUACAUUCUCCGGUGCAGCGGGGAUAUGGUCGACGGCGAUGCCCUGGCCGCCUUCGACGCUUCGCUCAGGCACGGUACAGAGGACGCACUUCACGGUAAACUCUUGGACGAGGGCUGGAUUCAGGCCACUCUUUCUGUGGAUGCCGAGGGGCUCGGGCUCCGGGAGGCGUCCGAGUGCGCGCUGCCCGCUUUCAUUGCCAGCCGGGUCGCCUCACGGCCGCUCGUCGCAGCCAUGUGUGCUCACGUGGAGGAGGAGGGCUUGGGGUCGGCCGCCAGGUGCAUGCGGGAGUACGACAGGCGCACGCACGCGGCGGCGCAGAGGUGGCGGGACGUCCUCCCUGCUGGCGUCCACGACGCCGUGCGCGCCCAACUCGAGGAGGCAGCCGCGCUGGCUGAGCGCCGCUGGAGGAACUGGUGCGCUGGUGAGGAGGAGGAGGACGAGCCAGGAGCUGGCGGGCGCGCUGCCAGCCACAGGCCAGGCGCAGCGGCCGUGGAUGAGGCCGGCGCAGAGGAUCCCGAGCACCCGGCCGCCCCUCGGGGCCGCGGCGCGCUGCGCCUCCAGCGCGAUCUCACCAGGGAGGCGGACCGCACAGUGGCCACUGGGCUCCUCUCCCGAGCGCGAGCGAGUGGGAACAUCGACGCAGUGCACCGCCUCCAGGAGCUCUGCCACCCGAACCAAUGCCAUGAUUGGCUGUGGGCCAUAUCCCCGCACAAGGGACGGAUUAUGACCAGCGACGAGUUCGCCCUCGCCGUCCGCAUUCGCCUCGGGGCGGGGGGGCCCGACGAGGAGGUGUUCCGGAGCGAGCUCGAGGACAUCGGAGUGGAGUACCGGGUUCUGGCUGUAAGCGCUUUCGGUCGUUUCCACGACGAGUUCCUGCGGGUGCUGCAGUCGAUCGCCCGCGCGCACGCGCGGCGGCGAGGCGCGGAGGCGCGCGUGGAGCUGCGCCACGUGCAAACCCGGAUCGCCGUCAGCGUCUGGCGUCGCGCCGCUCGUAUGGUGCGAGCGUGCACGCCGUUGGCCCUGGACGAGGAUGACGCGGCCGACUUAGAACCCUCGGACCAGGCCGUGGCGGAGCGGCGCGGGCACCCAGGG